Malassezia japonica is the source of this 1557-nucleotide messenger RNA. RefSeq lists its product as uncharacterized. The record is from RefSeq and is a predicted model, not a curated record. Gene Ontology annotation, biological process: GABA catabolic process. Gene Ontology annotation, cellular component: cytoplasm. The transcript is spliced from 4 exons. The coding region runs from base 1 to 1557 and encodes 518 amino acids. Lineage: Eukaryota; Fungi; Basidiomycota; Malasseziomycetes; Malasseziales; Malasseziaceae. Gene Ontology annotation, molecular function: succinate-semialdehyde dehydrogenase (NAD+) activity.
AUGGUGUCUGCUGGAAGCGAGAAUCCUACGUUUACUGCGACGCGCACCUUUGCGCACAUGCCGAAAGGCGUCGUGAAAGGCGGCAAGGAGGAGCUCAAGCUCAACUACCCCGCGCUGCUGCAUGACAAGUCGUACAUCAAUGGCAAGUGGGUCGAUGCCAAGAGUGGCAAGACGCAGCCCGUGUACAACAAGGCGACGCAGCAAGAGAUCCGCACGAUCCCCGACCAGGGCAAGGCGGACACGGAAGAGGCGAUCGACGCCGCGUACGCUGCCUUUGCUACGUGGUCGAAGCGCACGCCGAAAGAGCGCCAUGAUCUUCUCAUGGAACUCUACCGCAAGCUCCAGGAGCACGCCGAUGACCUCGCGCACAUCAUUGUCGCCGAGAACGGCAAGUCGCUGGCGGAUGCCAAGGCCGAGGUGGCGUACAGCAACUCGUUCGUCGAGUGGUUCGCAGAAGAGGCGCUGCGUGUGUACGGCCGCACGGUCCCCUCGCCAGUGGGCAGCGUGCGCAACGUCGUGAUCCGCCAGCCGGUCGGUGUCGCGGGCCUGAUUGCGCCGUGGAACUUCCCCCUGGGCAUGAUCACCCGCAAGGUCGGCCCCGCGCUUGCUGCCGGCUGCACGGUGGUGAUCAAGGCCCCUCAUGAGGCUCCUUUUAGCGCGUUUGCCCUCGCGCAGCUCGCCGAAGAGGUCGGCAUCCCCGCCGGUGUCCUCAACGUGCUCGUCUCGGCGCGUGGCGAGAACGAGUCGCAGAUGGGCCUGACGCUGUGCGAGAGCCCCAAGGUGCGCAAGAUCUCCUUCACCGGAAGCACGCGUGUCGGCAAGCUGCUCAUGGGCCAGAGCGCGAACACGCUCAAGAAGCUGUCGAUGGAGCUCGGCGGCAACGCGCCGUUUAUCGUCUUUGACGACGCGGACGUGAGCCUCGCGGUGGACAAUGCGAUUGCGUGCAAGUUCCGUGGCGGCGGCCAGACGUGUAUCUCGGCGAACCGCAUCUAUGUGCAGGAUGCCGUCUUUGACAAGUUCUCCAAGGCCCUCGCUGCCAAGGUCGCCGACUUCAAGGUCGGCUACGGCAUGGACAAGGACGUGCGUAUCGGGCCGUUGGUCAACGAGGCGGGCCAGAAAAAGGUCAGCGAGCACGUUGCCAAGAUCAAAGAGGCCGGCGGCGAGAUCCUCGUCGGUGGUGAGAAGGGCGAGGGCCUCUUUUUCGAGCCUACGGUCGCGGUCGCCCCGCAAGGCAAGCACAUGCCUACGGACGACGAAGAAACCUUUGGCCCCCUCGCUGUGCUCUACCGCUUCUCGACCGAGGACGAAGUGCUGGAGCACGCGAACGACGCGUCGGUCGGCCUCGCAGGCUACUUCUUCAGCAAGGACGUGACGCGCUGCUUCCGUGUCGGCGAGGCGCUGCAAGUCGGCAUGAUCGGCAUCAACACCGGCAUGAUCUCGCAAAACACGAUCCCCUUUGGCGGUGUGAAGGAGAGCGGCUUUGGCCGCGAGGGCGGCCCGACAGGUAUCAACGAGUACCUCGUCGAAAAGGCGCUCGUCUUUGGCGACAUCCAAUAA